AUGCCCCUUCCUGCCCGCACAGCAUCGCUCUCGCGAAACACCAACGAGACCAAAAUCCAGGUCUCUCUCUCUCUAGAUGGCGGCGUUCUCCCUCCCUACGAACCCUCCUCUCACUUUCCCGUACCUACCGACCCUCUUGAAGCCGAAGCUGCCAAGAAGGGCAUCGUCCCAAAUAAAGAUGCCGCACACGCAACGCAGUUCACGCCGACGCAACAAAUCACUAUCAGCACGGGAAUUGGGUUCCUAGACCAUAUGCUGCACGCACUUGCGAAGCACUCGGGGUGGAGCUUGGCCAUCAGGGCCAAGGGAGACUUAUACAUCGACGAUCACCACACAACUGAAGACACUUUUCUUGCUCUUGGUACCGCAUUUACUACCGCCCUAGGAGCCCGGCAAUCCCUCGCGCGAUUCGGCCGUGGCGAUGCCCCUCUGGACGAGGCUCUCUCGUGGGCAGUCAUUGAUCUCUCUAGCCGGCCAUGGGCAGUCAUCAACAUUGGCUUCAAACGCGAAAAGAUCGGCGACCUCAGCACGGAGAUGAUUACGCACGGUCUGCAGAGCUUUGCGCAGGCGGCUGGUGUUACCCUUCACAUUGGCUGCACCUACGGCGACAAUGACCAUCACCGGGCGGAGAGCGCGUUCAAGGCACUGGCUGUUGCUAUUAGGGCGGCUUGUGCGCGGAGGGUUGAGGGCGAAGUCGGUGCCGGUGAUGUGGUCAGCACCAAAGGUGUGCUCUAAUUGAAUAAUAUAUACAACAUACGAUGCUACUCCAUGCCAUGCGAUGACACGCCACUC
Molecule: messenger RNA, 792 nt
Organism: Aspergillus nidulans FGSC A4
Lineage: Eukaryota; Fungi; Ascomycota; Eurotiomycetes; Eurotiales; Aspergillaceae
Gene: his3
Product: imidazoleglycerol-phosphate dehydratase HIS3
Exons: 2
Coding region: 1-735 (244 amino acids)
Biological process (GO): L-histidine biosynthetic process
Molecular function (GO): imidazoleglycerol-phosphate dehydratase activity
Source: RefSeq, a predicted model, not a curated record